Messenger RNA from Rhizopus microsporus ATCC 52813, 2149 nucleotides. RefSeq names its product Skb1 methyltransferase. The coding region runs from base 35 to 1918 and encodes 627 amino acids. The record is from RefSeq and is a predicted model, not a curated record. Gene Ontology annotation, cellular component: cytosol; nucleus. Lineage: Eukaryota; Fungi; Mucoromycota; Mucoromycetes; Mucorales; Rhizopodaceae. The transcript is spliced from 6 exons. Gene Ontology annotation, biological process: peptidyl-arginine N-methylation; regulation of DNA-templated transcription.
AAAAAAAAAAAGUCUUUUUUAUUCAACUUUGAUCAUGUCGCGUUCUUGCAAUAUUGGCUUAUUAGCAACUGAAGAAGUUACAGAUAUAAGUAGAUUUAUUGAGUUUGCAGACACAACCACACAUGACUUUGUUGUUGCUCCAAUCACCAAACCCUCAUUUCGACGUGUAUUGAAUCAAGAUAGGACACUGAGCCAAGAAGAGCAUGAGGCAUGGAAAGAUCAACCCGUGUUUGAUCGUCAAGAUUUACUUUUGAAUUCUCCAGAGUGGUCUGGUAAGGUCUUAGGCCUCUUUUCAGACUGGAUUGACCUUGAUUCACCUAGUGACGACAUUCGAACAUGUUCAGAAAUUGCCUUUAAACAAGAAGCCGAUUGGGCCACACAUAUUGGCUUAACGGGCACUAUCUUUCCUACACUUGGUGAACAAGUACACAGCACGGCUCGUGUACUCAAUACGGUAUCGAGAACCAUGACACCUCAGCUAUGCGUCCGGGUAUUGUUGACCGAAAAGAACAAGGAAGAAAAUGUAGGAUGGAAACGAUGGAACCGAUUGCGUCUGCUGACAGGCCACAACACCAGAAUAGGCGUAGCGCUCGAAGUGACAGCCGAGUUACCUUCUUCAGAAGCACUUCUCAACAUGUGGUUAGCAGAACCUGUCCGAGCCUUGAUCGUUCCUGCACAUGUCUUUGUGCCCAACCAAAAGGGAUUCCCUGUCUUGUCAAAGCGACAUCAGAACUUUAUCAAGAUGAUGAUGGACAAGAUGAGACCAGAUAUCAUUGUCACGGUGCCCAAGGACCCUAUUCAUCCUGCAGCCUCGCCUGCUUCCUAUAACCAAUACAUGCAUUAUUUGAACAGAAACUUACCGGAACCAAAUGAAGUAGAAAAGUUUGCGUCUGGGUAUUUUGAUUAUCUUCAGAUCCCUUUGCAGCCAUUAGCUGAUAACCUCGAAAAUCAUACGUAUGAGACUUUUGAAAGGGAUCCUAUCAAGUAUCAACAAUAUGAAAGAGCUGUCUAUCAAGCAUUGUUAGAACGUGUUGAGUAUCAAUCGGAUGUUGUUACAACUAUUAUGGUUGUGGGCGCUGGAAGAGGGCCUUUAGUCAAUUGCUGUCUCCGCGCUGCAGAAAAGUCAUUACGCAAAAUUCACCUUAUUGCGCUUGAAAAGAACCCGAAUGCUUAUGUGACGUUACAAAACAUGAAGGCACAAGUAUGGGGAGAUAAAGUUGAUUUGGUAUUUGCAGAUAUGAGAACAUGGAAUCCAGAAACAAAGUGUGAUAUAUUGGUGAGUGAACUGUUGGGUUCUUUUGGUGAUAAUGAGUUGUCACCUGAAUGCUUGGAUGGAGCUCAAAAGUUUCUCAAAGAGGGUGGUAUUUCUAUUCCUUCUUCAUACACAACAUCUAUUGCACCCUUAGCAUCUACGCGGAUACGUAACAGCGUUGCUGCCUACAAUGAUCUCAAAAACUUUGAGACUCCCUAUGUUGUCAUGUUCCAGCAGGCGUAUAGAUUAGCUGAGCCGGAGGAUUUAUGGACCUUUUAUCAUCCUAAUAAGAACAUACCAACCGUGCCUAUAAACAACUUACACAACAAACGAGACAGCUACGCUCAAUUUGUUGUCGACCACGAUGCGGUGAUGCAUGGACUGGCCGGUUACUUUGACUGUGUACUCUACAAGGAUGUAACAAUCUCGAUUCACCCCGAAACGCAUUCGCCUGGCAUGUUUAGCUGGUUCCCCAUCUUUUUUCCUGUGGCUCAGCCUGUCGAGAUCACCAAGGACUCGAUUGUAACAGUUCAUUUCUGGAGAUUGACAGACAGUGAAAAAGUUUGGUACGAAUGGUCAGUGGUUGUUCAAGAUAAAGAUAAACAGGAAAUAUAUGUAUCACCUAUUCAUAAUCCGGGAGGAAGAUCGUACUAUGUAUCUUUAUAGAGAAAAAUAUGUUACAGAUAUAGCUUGCAAAAAAUAUAAAGAAUUAAAAAUAAAAGUGCACAUGCAUAAGUAAAAUUUACAGUAUUUGCAAGAGGCCUUGUCGUCACCUUGUUGGGUACAAAUCUAGGUCUAUAUUCUAAAGGAAUCCAAGCGUCCAGCUAGAAAGAAGAAAAAUUAGUGCAGCUUAAAAAAGUUGAGCAGCACAUACCAUUUCAUUCAACUGUUUAUCCC